UUUUUUGAGUUUCGAAAUCAAUGAAGCUUAUCAAUCCUCACAACGGAAAUGAGUGAUUCACGCGAGGAACCACCAUAUUUCUCCGAUUUUCGAUAAACAGUACAAACAACCUCCAGUACAGAUUACCACGCGGUUCGCCCUCGCAAUCACCAUAUAUAUGUAUGUAUUUAUACAUGAGAUAAAAAAAAGUUAGGGCGUGUAGUAUUUUGUGCGAAUAGGUCAGUCACCUGUCGAAUUUGAGUACGAAAACAUGUCUGCAAUCAAAUGUGUUGCUUUCUUUCUAGCGGCGUUAGUUUUCAGAACAGCUGUCGCGCUGGAGUGCCACGAAUGUUCCGGCCCCGAGCAGUGUAACGAUCCAGAGCUGGAAAAUGUGGUCCAAUGCAGCGAUACAAACUCACAGGCCGUGCAGGACGAGUUGUCGCGGUUAUUCUAUCCCUCUCUGCCCGAGGUGGCGCUUCGGAGCGGAAGAUACCAAUGCACAUCGCACAACCUGACUAGAUGGGGAGAAUCAGCUCCAUCAACCCGGAUCAUGGGAUGCAUGUUCGAAACUAGCAAAAGCGUGUGCCAUUUGGAUACUCCUUAUCUGCCGAAUUUCGCAAUCCUCGGUUGCAGAGCGUGCGAUUGGAAUAGAUGCACUGGGAACGGCAGCGCUGCGCUUGGGUGGAGCAUACUGCUAGUGAUAGCUAGUGUGAUGGCAUCAUCAAUAGUAAUAAAGUGAAAGAGAAAUAAACUUUUUUGAAUUUAAAUGAAGUGAAAA
Messenger RNA from Aedes albopictus (Asian tiger mosquito), 757 nucleotides. RefSeq lists its product as uncharacterized. The record is from RefSeq and is a predicted model, not a curated record. Bases 251 to 718 code for a protein of 155 amino acids. The transcript is spliced from 3 exons. NCBI's taxonomy places the organism in Eukaryota, Metazoa, Arthropoda, Insecta, Diptera, Culicidae.